Molecule: messenger RNA, 4741 nt
Organism: Bufo bufo (common toad)
Lineage: Eukaryota; Metazoa; Chordata; Amphibia; Anura; Bufonidae
Gene: PAQR8
Product: progestin and adipoQ receptor family member 8
Exons: 2
Coding region: 149-1213 (354 amino acids)
Biological process (GO): response to steroid hormone
Cellular component (GO): plasma membrane
Molecular function (GO): nuclear steroid receptor activity; steroid binding
Source: RefSeq, a predicted model, not a curated record
CUGUUUGUGAUCUGCUUCUGGCUGAACAUUCAGCCUCGCCGCUUUAUCCAGUCUGACGGCCCCAGGAGGCUCAGCCCGAACUCUGGCGGUACUGCGGGAAGGUCGAAAUCAGAUUACAUCGACGUUCAUCAACCUCAGUUCUCCAACAAUGACUACAGCCAUUCUGGAAUGUAUAAGCACAUUGUCUAUCAGUGGUCAACAGCUACGCCGCUUCCCCAAGCUCCUAGAGAGUGGCCUUCUCAAGAAGAUGCCUUCUACAGUCAAGGAUUCGGAUGUUCCCAAGCUCUUCAGAGAACCCUACAUUCAGUCUGGAUACCGACCGACAGACCAAGACUGGAAGUAUUACUUUCUUAGCCUUUUCCAAAAGCACAAUGAAUCAGUGAAUGUCUGGACUCACCUUCUGGUGGCCUUGGCUGUCCUCUUGAGAUUUCGAGCCUUCGUGGACAAUGAAGACUUCUCCUGGAAUACAUUAUCCAUCCCUCUAGUCUUAUAUGUGUUGGCCUCGUUGACCUAUCUCACAUGCAGUAUACUUGCACACUUGCUCCAGUCCAAAUCCGAGCUGGCACAUUACACUUUCUACUUCAUGGACUACGUUGGGGUUAGCACUUACCAGUACGGAAGUGCUUUGGCCCAUUACUACUAUAGUUCCCACCAAGCUUGGUAUGACAUACUAUGGCCUUACUUCUUGCCGGGGGCUGCUUUACUGGGAUGGUUGUCCUGUGUGGGAUGCUGCUAUGCCAAAUAUCGCUACAGGAGGCCGUAUCCAGUUGAGAGAAAAGUCUGCCAGGUUGUCCCUUCUGGGUUGGCCUAUAUCUUAGAUAUUAGCCCAGUGGUCCAUCGGAUUAUAGUUUGUUCUAUGGAGGACUGCUCAGACAGGGCGAUUUGGUUUCAUUCUCUACAGAUCAUCUUCUUUGUUAUUAGCUCCUACUUUUUCUCUUGUCCCGUCCCGGAAAAAUUCUUCCCUGGUGGAUGUGAUAUCAUCGGCCAUGGCCACCAAAUUUUUCACUUACUUUUAGGAUUAUGCACUCUGUGCCAACUGGAAGCCGUGCUACUAGACUACCAGGCCAGACAUGAACAUUUCACCACACGGUACAGUCCAACCUUAACCCUAUACUCUUGCCUUUCGUUCUUCUUGCACAUUAUCUGCACAGCCCUUACGGCCUUCUACCUACGGCAGAAAAUUAAGGAAAAACUAGCCAAGAAAGACUUUUAAGGAACACAAGGAACGUCUUUUACUUCACAUCUCAUCCAGAUCAUGUUAUUUAAUAACAUAGGACCUACUCAUUUAUUUACCACUAAAACAGAGGUUUGGAUGUAAAACUGAAUGUUGGUCAUUUUUUUUAGCCUUUUACAAUUUUCUUUCCAACAUGGUGUCUGUCCAAGGCAGCCAUUAGCACUUGUGGAAAAACCUCAGAAUAUUGCACUAAUUUUUCUUCCUUUGGUGAAAAGUCCCAUUUAAAAUUGUCUUAGAAAAUUAAGCCAAUUUUUUUGUCCAAUAGAGAAGGUGAUCAUCAGUAGAACUUUCCCUUUAAUUAGAUGUUUCAGGUUUUUUUUUAGAACUUGAAACAUUUCUGAACCCUUUAACAGGAAAUCCAGUUAAGAGUUUGAUGCUUCUGUUAAGCAGUUCUCAGGCAUGGAAAAUUCACGUUGAAGGGCUUCUCUUGAUGGUUAAAUGCCGGUUGGGACAAACAUAGAAGAUGUAGGACUCCACAAGAAGGACCAAACUUGAUGGUGCCAGGUUUUGUAGGACAGAAGGACAUGAUUUCUCCCCCUUUCUAUGACCCUUGGACCAAAUCCCAAAUAUUGUUGCUAACAAUAAAGAAGCACUCAGUUUUUUUAUUUUUUUAUUUGCCUAUAUAGUGCAGAUUAGGCCAUUAUUAAAAAAUAAGAUAGAGGAUCUUUUGUAUACCUUGUAUAAUCUUGCUUUGUUCUAACCCUAACCCAUCAUGCAUGACUUUGCAGAGAUAGAGGGGUUGGAGUCUCAUCACACUGCACUGCUCUAUGUAAAGGCAGCCAUGACAGAUCAGUGACAUAGAAAGGCUGUCCCCUCACACUGCAGGGUCAUGUUCUCCUAUGGGCCUGUCUGUCCUGUCUGCCCUGUCAUGUCUCUCUCUCCUCUGUCAGCUCUUACAUGCAGGACGCAGGGAGACCAGUGUGAAUCUACAUCCCAUAGAACUACACUGGAGAGUCAGCACACAAAGAUAGUACAGGCAGGUACUGCAAGUCAGUAUACAUUCACCUACUAUAUAUCUGCACUUCUGGACCUUUAGAUAGUGGAGACAUUACAUCUUCAACAGAAUACAAGGAUAUACAGAGGAACACGGAGGUAGGGGAGGGGCCUGAGUGCUGCCAGGAGGGAUUUGAUAGGUGAUGAUGUUAUUCUGUAGUUCACAGGAAGUCAGCCACAGGGAGAGACUGAGUUCCUGUUUACACAUUUGAGCAAGCAGUCAGACUUGAGAUUACAUGACCAGGUUCCCAUAAUGAAAGAGUACAAAAUAUAUGAAUGCCACUGAGGGUGUAAUAAAUUACACAGCUAAAAUACUGGUGGCAAGUUAGUAAUAUAUGUAAAAUAGAAAAAAAGAUUCAGAGUGCUUCUUUAAGUUCUUCAGUAGAGGUAGAGAGGGAAGGGGUUGGGCAAACCAAGACUAGGCCCCUUCUUUCCAAGGGCUCCAUAGCAGCAACAUGAAAUGUAUGACCUUGACUGUGGGCAAUUAUUUGCAAUGGUUUCUAAGCUUCAAGCAACACUUGAUCGCCUACCUGGUCCUCAGUAGGUCUUGGCCAAUAGAUGACAAAUUAGGUAUGACAAGGGGACCAGAUAUGGCAUGGGACAGAAUAUAUCUGAGAGACUUGUUACAAUAGUUUAGGUAAUGUUUCACAAUGGCACUUCAUACAUGAUCGAAACUUGAACUUAUCUUGUGUUGAACUGAAGGACUUUGGGCUCCUCAUUCUACUAUCAGCUUAAGAUAGUGUUGACUUUUCCUGCAUCACCUGGGUCUUUGGUGGGCCAUUCCAACCCUGGACCUAUCCUUUUCGUAGUAUUGAUAGCUUCCAUGUGUUGACUUUUCCUGCAUUAGCUGGGUCUUUGGUGGGUCAGUCCAACCCUGGACCUAUCCUUUUGUAGUGUUGAUAGCUUCCAUGUGUUGUUCUAACACUGUCCGUCAACAUCAUGGAGAAGACCUGGUUCAGAUUUCUCUUGGCCUUAGGCCAAGUUCACUCCAAGUUCACUCUAUUUGGUCAGUUAUUUCCAUCUGUUAUUGUGAGCCAAAACUAAAGCGUUAACUGGUCAUGUGUCUUAACAUGGAAUGUUCCUUGACCUCAGCCUUCACCUUCCAAGGUGAAAAAUCAUAGAGUUCAGUUAUUGUCUCCAAGACCAAACAGUUCUCACCCAUCGGAGGAAUCGGUUGAGGAGGAAGGAAAGAAUCUUUACAAUUUUGGUAAUUAGGGUCUUCUAUUGUGGAAAUCUCCUUCAUUUAAUUUUGAGUCCAAGACUUACGUUAUUAUAACUUAUUAUACUCAUGGACAGUCUUAACAUUUAAUGAGCAGGUGCUGGCGAUUGUAGCCUUUUAUAUACUGUAUAAGUUUAUGUCUAAUCUUUAAUAAUGCGAUAUGUAAAAUAAUAUAAAAACUGUAUAGAAGAUUGCGCUGAAGGCUGGCCGAGGUGUUUAGUUUGCACUGGAAAAUAAUCACUAGAUGCAAUGAAGCAGGCCUUUGCAUGAUGUCCACGUGUUCUCUGAGUGGACGUAUAAUGCACAUGAGACUCUUGGGCCACUGGCAUCCUCACGUAAUGCCAGCGGCCACUUAUGCCAUAUUAGCCUAUAUAGAAUAAGCAACAAUAGAUAUGCAACUGACCACUGUGACUAAGUAAUUAAAGGAACUGUCCACAGCUUGAGGAACCCACUUAAAAUUUUAAGAGUAAGUACCACCAGUCUUAUUCCUUUCUAGUAAUACGUAUCAUAUUGACCAAGAGGUUGGCCAUGUUGAUUUAUGGUGCUGUUGUUCUGGGUUCAAAUCCAACCAGGGCAGCAUAUGUACAUUCAAAAGAAGAAUUCCUGCGCCUACUCUCUGACUGCACCUAAGUACCAAUGACUAGAAGCAGGGUUCUACCAAGUCUGCUGUCCUCUAAGGUAUAAGUAGUAUCUAUAUGCGACACCUUCGCGCCUACCUGUACUUCUAGAGGAGAGUCCGCGAUGUUGAUGUGUAGUGGUGAAUACUUGAUAGUUGUCCCUAUCCUCCAGUCCGGUGGAAACAGUCAGGCUGUGUAGUUGGAAAACGGGCCCCGGCCAGCAGCAUGUUUCCUAUUCAAAAAAGCUUGCUCUCCAAAUCGGAGCGCCGGUGACCUCACGGUAGCAGGAGCUGUUGUGCACCAAAAAUCUGGCGCCUUUCGAAGGGAUCGCCUUUCUUCCUCGGGGAGCAUCCAGGGCCCUAGAGCAGCAACAUGGUACAGGCUUCUUGGUACCCAUAGUCUUUCUGGCUCCAUAGUGGGGAAAUUACAUUGUUAGCUCCUCGGGGGUGGAGCCUAAUCUGAAUAAAUAUAUUGGCUUUGAUUUAUCAUACCUUCACUCCUGGCAUUAAAAAGUAGCAAUAAUAGGGAUUUUGCGACUUGCGCAAAAUUUAAGCGAUUGCUCUAAAUUUUGUGACUUUUUUUUGCACUCUCUUGCACAAAAUGUUGUGACUUUUUGCAUUUUUAGACCACUCACUCCAGUUUUGUAAUGUGGGUGCGGUUAGCUAUGUUAAUGAGUUU